AUGAAGAAACUGAUGGUCACAUUGGAGGCGAAAACUAACUACAUUAUACAGUACAGGAAUUUGAAACGAGUAAAAGCAAAUGGAUUGAUUGUUAAAAAGGUAAACAUUUUUAUUUUUAUUUAAUUAAUUAUAUUUAUUACAUUUUUGUAUUAUUUAUGUUACAGGUGCACAGAGUAAUGCAAUUUAACCAGUCGCCGUGGCUGAAAAAAUAUAUUGAUUUGAACACAGAGAUGAGGAAGAAAGCGACUAAUGAAUUUGAAAAGGAUUUUUAUAAAUUAAUAAUGAACUACGCUGUUUUUGGUAAGUUAUUAUUAUUAUUAUUAAAUCUGUUAUUAUAUUAUUAUAGGUAAAAAUAUGGAAUCAAUGAGAAGGAGGAUAGACAUUAAACUGGUAUCCAGCGAGAAGUGAAUGCAGAAACUGAUCAAUAAAAAGAUGUUUAAACACUGUACUUCCUACAAUGAAACUUGUGUGCUGUGUCACUGAAAAAUAAAAUAAUACAUUUAUGCAAACCAAUUUAUAUAGGUAUGUACAAUAGGGUGGUCCUCUAUUAUGUAUGAAAAAAAAAUAACCAAAUUUUUCAAAUUACUCCCCCCUAAUAAGUUCCAUUACUAAAACUAAUGAUAUAAAUAAAGUUUUGGACAAAUCAAAUAAAUUUAACCCCUGCCACAACAGCUCUGAAGUUACAAAUAUAGAACAUUUUUCAAAAUCAUUUUUUGUUAUAAAACCAACAUAACUCUAGAGAAAAGAAUCUCACGAUAAAUUCUUUAGAUUAUAAAUUUAAAGCUUUUUUAAAUAUUCGAACUAAAAGGUCAAAAACAAAAAAAAAUGAUAAUCAUUAUCGGCUAUCCGUCGAUUGCACAAAUAAAUAAUAUGCACUUUACCCAGUACCCAUAUUUUGCGAUUAUUACCUAAAGAUUAUUUUUAUGACUCAGACAAUCAAAUAAUAUAUUAUCUACAUUCUUUAUUCUCUACAUCACACAUUAUUACAAUCUAUACUUAUAUGUUAUCGGAUAUAUCAUGUCAUUGUAGUCAUUUUGCGAUUUAUUGAUUAAUUUCUCAGUUGACUUACUACAACGACCAGUGUCACACUAAAAUUGUUGAGUAUUANGGGAUAGUUUACGUGAGUCGAAAUAUAUUUUUUUAAUUGGAUAUAGUACAAAUCAAAUUGUUGGUAGUAAAUUACCAUCAAACAAACAAGUUUUGUCGGUACUAUUUUUUAAUAUGCGUGAAGUAAACUUAAAUUUGCAUCAAAGUGCUACAUUAGUGAUACAAGAAGCAAUCAUUUUUUGGCGAAAGGCACGCAUACCAACAAGAACAGAACAAAAGUGUGUGAACAAGCUGGAAGGUUUAUACAAAGAGUGGAGAAAUUUACAAAAAUUAGAAUAUAGAAAAAGUGCUACGAAAAUGGAAAAAAAUACGCAGUUUCUAUCAAAGUUAGAUGAUUUAUUUGACGUAGCGAGUGCAAAUGCAUUAGAUUUACUGUCUAUUGAGAAUGAUAAAGCAUUUUUAAUAGCCCAGAGACAGAAAGGUCGACCUGGGUCGUUGCUUGGUAUUGAUCAAAAAAUUAUAAAAAAAGAAAAAUCAUAGAAGAUAGCAAACAAGCGACAAAUAAAAGAAAAUAUUGUGCCCGUGAUGAACUUGUAGCUUUGUGUACGUUUUUAGUCUAUAAUAUUAAUUUUGAUUUCAAUAAAUGUAUAAUAAUAUAAAAUUAAUUUCAGAUAAAACUGUAGAACUACAGUUCUGAGGAGAUAUGUAGAUAGUGAGGAAUUUUAUGUACUUCUACGAUAACCAGGUAGUUCAUUUAAAAAGUAAUUAAGCAGAGGGCACGAUGAUUUUAUCUCCGAAAAAUUCGCAAUUGGACAAAUGUAAAGUCAGUGACAGGAAUGCUGUACAUUUUUUAAUUGCUGCUGCAGAAGCUUUGGGUAAUAAUGUUAAUACACUUAUUAUAAACCAGUCUUCAAUUCUACGCACUCGUAUAGAAUAUGGAUAAUAAGGAACGUGCUGAAAAAAUACUAUAACUUGGCAAAAGAAGAGGCAGUUAUACACUGGGAUGGAAAACUUCUUCCAACAUUAACGGGAAAAGGAUUAGUUGAUAGGCUUCCUAUAAUAGCUUCCGUUAAUGGUCAGAAACAACUGCUAGGAUACUGGAACUGGACAUGAACAAGCUAACGCAGUAUACCAUACCCUUGUAGAUUGGUGUCUAGAUGAAAAUGUACAAGCAUUUUGUUCUGAUACUACAGCAUCAAAUACAGGUCGCUUAAACGGAGCUUGUGUUUUGCUAGAGUAACUAUUAGAACACAAUUGGUAUAUUUACCAUGUCGCCAUCAUAUGUAUGAAAUUAUACUAAAAAGUGUGUUCGAUUUAAAAUUUGGGGAGACAUCGGGCCCAGACAUGGCCAUUUUUAAAAGGUUCCAACAUGCCUGGGGAAUAAUAAAUACUAAAAAUUAUAAUCCUGGCAUACAAAAUAGUAUAAUAAUGGAUUCUGUAAAUAACGUAUGUGAUGAUAUUAUCAAAUUUUCUAGAGAUCAACUUUUAGAAAAUCACCCAAGAGAUGAUUACCGAGAGUUACUAGAAUUAACAGUAAUUUUUCUGGGUGGAAAACUUCCUAAUAAUAUUCGAUUUAAAAUGCCAGGUGCCAUUCAUCACGCGCGGUGGAUGGCCAAAGCUAUUUAUAGCUUGAAAAUAUAUUUAUUUCGCGAACAAUUUCAUUUAACACCAAAAGAAGAAAGUGCUUUGAGAAGUAUUUGCGUUUUUAUUGUACGAUUAUACAUAAAAGUAUGGUUCAACUCACCAUCUUCAAUCAAUGCACCAUUACAAGACUUGAAUUUUAUAAAAAGUCUUUUACAUUAUACCUCUAUAGACAAAGAUAUAUCUCAGAUUGCAGUUAAUAAGUUUUGUGGUCACUUAUGGUAUUUAUCUGCAGAAUUAUGUGCUUUUGCUUUUUUCGAUGAAGCUGUGCCACUGGAGAUAAAAAGAAAAAUGGUUCAUGCUCUAAACAACGACAAAAGUUCAUCAGAAUUAAUUUCAAAUGCACAACGUUUAACUACAUUGCCAAAAAAUGCAAAUGAGUUAUUAGAAAAGGAAAUCGAUGAUUUUAUAUGUGUUAAUACUAAAACACUAUUUAAAAGAUUUUCCAUCAACACUAUUUUUUUGAACGAAGAUCCAAUUAAUUGGGAAAAUAAUGAAGACUAUUCUAAAACUUUGUUAGUUAUAAAAAAUAUUCCAGUAAUAAACGAUGUAGCAGAAAGAGGUGUAAAACUUAUAGAGGACUAUAAUGACAAAAUUACCAAAAACGAAUCUCAAAAACAAUACCUUCUACAAGUUGUUAGUGAUUACCGCAAAAAAUAUCCUGACCACAAAAAAGAAACACUUACUGCACUAUCACAAUAAUUUGGAUUUAUCAUUUAUAUUUAAAAUAUAUUACAGAUAAAAUAAUUAGGUAACAAUGUUAUUGUAAUUGUAAAUUGUUAUUAUAAAUAAUUAUUAGUUGUAUUUUAAGUUGCCUUAAAUAUUAAAAUGUUUAAGAUUAUUUUUUUUUUUACCUUGUAAUUAAAAUAUUUAAAAAAAUAAUAUAUUUGCAAAAUAUUAUAUAUGAAACAAAUUGUAGAAAAUGUAGUGUUCUAUCAUUUAUAUUUUAACACAUUUUUUGUAAGUAUUUUUUCCUGGAGUUAUAUUAAAAAAAAAUUUAAAAAGUUGAUAAUAUUGAAAAUUUUCUAUUUUUGUAAAUUUAGAGCUGUUGUGGCACGGUUUAAUAUUAAUGAAUUUGCCUGAAACUUUUUUUGUAGUGUUUUUUAGUAAUCAAACUUUUUUAGGGGGGGUAACCUGAAAAAAAUCACAAGCGAAAAAUAAGAACCACCCUAAUGUACAACAUUUAAAGUCUUAAAUUAAUGAUAUAAUUAUAAUGUUUUUAUUCAUAUGUUUAUAGGAUUUGUUGUGCUGGACAUCUCUAAGACCAAAAUGUAGGACUAUCAUUAUAAUUUUAUGAGAAAGGAUUUCAAAGGCACCAUCAACUUACUAUAUACCGAUACAGCUAAAUUUUUUUUUUUUUCUUAUACGUAUUAUAUUGUUUUACAGAUUCGUUGAUGUAUUAUAUUGAGACAAAAGAUUUUUACGCGGACCUAUUGAAAAAACCUGGGCUGUUGGAAUGCAUGGACACGACCAACCUACCUAGAGACCACCUAUGUUACGUCGCAGAGAGAAAGAAGGUGACGGGUCUUUUCUCAGAGGAGAUGGAUGAGAAGAUAACUGAGUUUUGUGCGAUGUGCGUAAAAUCUUAUUUGUACAGGGUAGAUGGGAAGAAGCAGAUCAAGGCAAAAGGUGAGUAGUGCUAAUAUUACAUAAAAUAUAAAAAUUUUGGAACAGUUCUGCAGUUGUAUGUGAUAAUGGCAUGAAACGAAACGACAUCAAACUGACAGCCAAGUCUUAGGACCUCCUGGCUCUAUCGGCUUAAACAGCCCUUUUCAGGGCUACCCUGACAUGCGUAGCAGUUACACAAAGAGUAAAAACAACAAAAUCCCUUACAAAAAAAUUAAAAAAACAAAAAAAAAUUAAAUCUUUAAACCUUAUCCAGUCAACAAAGAUCACAAACACAACAAAGAAUCUCAAAGAACAAUCAGAUUAGUGCAACUGAAUGUGGAAGGCCUGACAAGGGCAAAGUCUGAUAUUUUAGGCAAAAUGUUUAAGGAUGCAAAUGUACUGGCAAUCCUAGAGACUCACGUACCAAGUGACAAGACCAGUCGCCUGAGGGUGCCUGGCUUCAAUAUGGUCGACUAUAAAGGCCACGCCAAGCAUGGAAUGGCAACCUACGUAAAUCAGAACAUUAAAGAAUAACAUAUAAACCCCGACACCGGAAAUGAACACUUGAUUGGAAUAUCUGUAGGAAACCUUACAAUGUAUACAAACCUCCAUCAAAAAGGUGGUACAACUCAGUACUCCCAGUCAAACAAAACACUACAAUUUAUAUUGGUGACUUUAAUUCACAGAGCACUGAGUGGGGUUACCGAAGUGAGAACAUGGAUGGCGCAACACUCUCUCAUUGGGCAGCGCUCGUCUACAUCUGGUAUAUGACGCUAAGCAGGGUACUUUUCGAAUCAGGACUAUGGGGGACAACUACCUCACCUGACCUUUGUUUUGUAACAAGAGACAAUGAUAACCAACCUUUAAGAGUCUCAGGACAAAUCCUACCUAAAUUCACCAAAAGCCAACAUAAGCCAGUGGUUAUAGGCGUCAAUUUUCCAAAAAUCAAUAACCCCGAAAUGCCUAGGUGGAACCUUCAAAAGGCGAGAGGUGGAUUUCACCAAUUACAUGGAAAAGAAUAUAAACCGCAUCCCUCCCACUCCAAAAACUACUCAAAAUUUGUAAAACUUAUUAAAAAAGCAGCUGUCUUAGCGAUACCUAGAAGACAUAGACAGAACUACAUACCAUGCUGGAGCAAAGAGUGCGACUCACUAUUACACGAAUAUGAUCAAUCUGGAAGUGAGGUAACAGCAAAUCCGUUAAUGUCACUACUAGAUGAAGAGAGAAGAAAUAGAUGGUUAGUAGCAAUGGAAGAAAUGGACUACACACACUCAAGCAGGAAAAGCUGGUCUCUAUUACGAAAGCUUGGCGCUGCACAGCUCUCAAAGAAAGCUGGAUGUGUCGCAGCAAAUGAUAUCGCGAACACUCUCUUCAAAACUUCAAAUAUCAAACUGCAAAAAACUGAUAAAUCAGAAGUAAGAAGAAAACUCGUAGAGGAGCUAAGGAAGUGCGAAGAUAAGUCAGCACUCAUGUCAGACUUUUCUGAUGCAGAGGUCUAUAACGCUCUAAAAAAAUGUAAGAAACGAAAAAGCAGCUGGAACAGACGAAAUCCUGCCAAAGUUUCUUAAAAAUCUUGGACCCCGGAGCAUCAGCUGGAUAGCAAAACUGGUCAAUAAAAUAGUAAAUACGAAUACUCUCCCAAAAAUAUGGCGAGAAACGAAAGUGAUAGCUAUCCUAAAACCAAAUAAAGAAGCUACCAACCCUAGCAACUACCGACCAAUAUCCCUGCUGUCAACGACUUAUACAUUUUUUGAAAGAUUGAUUCUAUCACGAUUACAAUCUUUAGUGGAAGCAUCACUACCAAUAGAACAAGCUGGUUUUAGGUAUAAUAGAAAUUGUUGUGAUCAAACCCUCACACUAUCAACGCAUAUAGAAAAUGGCNGCGCAGUCUUCCUAGACCUCUCAUCAGCGUACGACACCAUGGAAGAAAGGGUUACUAUUGA
Messenger RNA from Cinara cedri, 6239 nucleotides. The record is from the annotation of a GenBank genome assembly. NCBI's taxonomy places the organism in Eukaryota, Metazoa, Arthropoda, Insecta, Hemiptera, Aphididae.